Molecule: messenger RNA, 576 nt
Organism: Entamoeba invadens IP1
Lineage: Eukaryota; Evosea; Mastigamoebida; Endamoebidae
Product: arp2/3 complex 20 kD subunit, putative
Exons: 1
Coding region: 1-576 (191 amino acids)
Biological process (GO): actin filament polymerization; Arp2/3 complex-mediated actin nucleation
Cellular component (GO): Arp2/3 protein complex; actin cytoskeleton
Molecular function (GO): actin filament binding
Source: RefSeq, a predicted model, not a curated record
AUGGCGACUUCGAACCAAGCGUAUUUUGAAACCAUUCGCGCGACACUGAACAGCGCGCUGUGUGUGAUUAACUUUGCAAGUCAGCUGAUUGAGCGACACAAUAAGCCCGAAGUCGAAGUAGGUAUCUCUAAGGAAAUAGUCUUUAAACCAAUUGUGAUUGUCAGAGUCCCAUCACAACCAGAUAAAGACGAGCCCGCUGUCGACAAAUGCGAGAAGGUGAUGAUCGAGGGUUCCGUCAACUCCGCAAGAAUUUCAAUUUGCAUUAAGAAGGCCGACGGCUUGGAAGUCAUUUUACUCAGAAGAUUUGUUUCUUUCCUUCAACAAAGAGCUGAGUCCUUUGUCAUCUUAAGAAGAAAACCAAUCCAAGGCUAUGACGUCUCCUUCUUGAUCACUAACUUCCACUUGCAAGACCUCUACAAACACAAAUUGAUCGAAUUCAUCGUCGACUUCAUGGGCGAAAUCGACAAGGAAAUCUCUGACAUGAAGAUCUCAGUAAACACUAGAGCUAGAGUCACUGUCGCGGGUAUCACUGGUAACAACCCAGCUCCAGGAUUCUUCAAGUCACUCUUGGCGUAA